Felis catus (domestic cat) is the source of this 4222-nucleotide messenger RNA. It is a transcript of the gene BRIP1, whose product is annotated as BRCA1 interacting helicase 1. The record is from RefSeq and is a predicted model, not a curated record. Lineage: Eukaryota; Metazoa; Chordata; Mammalia; Carnivora; Felidae. Gene Ontology annotation, molecular function: hydrolase activity, acting on acid anhydrides, in phosphorus-containing anhydrides; ATP binding; DNA binding. Gene Ontology annotation, cellular component: nucleus. Gene Ontology annotation, biological process: nucleotide-excision repair; double-strand break repair involved in meiotic recombination.
CUCGCCUCCCUAAACUCCCGCCAGGACUGGUUGUUUCAUUUCUGGUCUUGGCGUCUGAUUGGUUGUCUGAGCUCGUCCGGCGAUUGGAUGUCGGGAGUUAAGGGGUGGGAGGCGGGAAUUCGUCCGGGAGAGCGUGGUUGAGGGGACUGAUGAGGGUUGGAGGGGAAAGCUAGAGCCGCCCGGAGCCCGCGACCAGGCAUAGAUGGUAGCAGCCCCCUGAGGGAGAGAAAGAGGCUUGUGACCUUUCUUCUUUGUCAGCGCUCCACUGUAUUUUUUUUUUUUUUCGGAUAUAGUUUUCCUUUUCUUCUGUGAAGGAAAAGGUUUCCUUUUCUUCUGCCUAGCCCUGUAGGCGUUUCUUCGGUUUUCCCCUGGACAGUUAGGAAUCUGAAGUAAAGAAUAAAGCAUGAUGGCUUCAAUGUGGUCUGAAUAUACAAUUGGUGGGGUGAAAAUUACCUUUCCUUAUAAAGCUUACCCAUCACAGCUUGCUAUGAUGAAUUCUAUUGUCAGAGGAUUAAAUAGUAAGCAACAUUGUUUACUGGAGAGCCCUACAGGAAGUGGGAAAAGUGUAGCCCUACUUUGUUCUGCUUUAGCAUGGCAACAAUCUUUUAAUGGAAAGCCGGUGGACAAAAGCUUAAGUAAAAAAGCUGAGGAACCAUUGUCAUGUUGUUGUGCAUGCCAUUCAAAGAAUUUUACAAACAUUGACUUGAAACAAGGAACUUCACAUCAUUUCAAUUGUCCAAGUACACCACCUUCUGAAAGAUAUGGCACUUCAUCAACUUGUCAAGAAGACUCUCCUGAAAAAACUACGUUGGCUGCAAAGCUAUCUGCCAAGAAACAGGCUUCCGUAAAAAGAGAUGAAAAUGAUGAUUUUCAAGUAGAGAAGAAAAGAAUUCGACCCUUAGAAACUACACAGCAGAUAAGAAAGCGUCAUUGUUUUGAAAAGGAAGUGCGUCAUUUGGAUGCAAAAGUUGCUUCAGGAAAGACCACAAAACUCAACUCUCCAUUAGGAAAGAUAAACUCCUUUUCUCCACAAAAUCCCCCUGGUCACUGUUCCAGGUGUUGUUGUUCUACUAAACAAGGAAACAGUCAAGGUUACUCAAAUACCACUAAGAAGGAUCAUGGGGGGAAAUCCAAGAUACCCAAAAUAUAUUUUGGGACGCGCACACACAAGCAGAUUGCUCAGAUUACUAGAGAACUCCGGAGAACAGCAUACUCAGGGGUCCCAAUGACUAUUCUUUCCAGCAGGGAUCAUACUUGUGUCCAUCCAGAAGUAGUGGGCAACUUCAACAGAAAUGAAAAGUGCAUGGAGUUGCUGGAUGGAAAAAAUGGCAAAUCCUGCUAUUUUUAUCAUGGCGUACAUAAAAUUAGUGAUCAACACACAUUACAGACUCUGGAAGGGAUGUGCAAAGCCUGGGAUAUAGAAGAACUUGUCAGCUUGGGAAAAAAACUAAAGGCAUGUCCGUAUUACACAGCACGGGAACUAAUAGAAGAUGCUCACAUAGUAUUUUGUCCCUACAACUAUCUUCUAGAUGCACAAAUAAGGGAAAGUAUGGAUAUCAAUCUGAAAGAACAGAUUGUCAUUUUAGAUGAAGCUCAUAACAUUGAGGACUGUGCUCGGGAGUCAGCAAGUUACAGUGUAACAGAAGUUCAACUUUGGUUUGCUCGAGAUGAAUUAGAUACUAUGGUCAACAAUAAUAUAAGGAAGAAAGACCAUGAACCCCUACGAGCUGUGUGCUAUAGCCUAAUUAAUUGGUUAGAAGCAAACUCUGAACAUCUUGUGGAAAGGGAUUAUGAAUCAUCCUGUAAAAUAUGGAGUGGAAGGGAAAUGCUCUUAAAUUUACACAAAAUGGGUAUCACCACUGCUACUUUUCCCAUUUUGCAGGGACAUUUUUCUUCUGUCCUUCAAAAAGAAGAAAAAGUCUUACCAAUUCAUGGUAGAGAGGAGACAAGAGAAGUACCGGUUAUUAGUGCUUCAACUCAAAUAAUACUCAAAGGACUUUUUAUGGUGUUUGACUAUCUUUUUAGGCAAAACAGCAAAUUUGCAGAUGAUUAUAAAGUUGCUAUUCAACAGACUUAUUCUUGGAUAAAUCAGACUGAUUCUUCAGAUAAAAAUGAAUUCUUUGCUCAAGCAAAAAGUAGGAAACGUGUAAGACAGAAAACUGCAGUUCGCGUGCUAAAUUUUUGGUGCUUAAAUCCCGCUGUGGCCUUUUCAGAUAUUAAUGGCAAAGUUUGGACCAUUGUUGUGACAUCUGGGACAUUAUCACCAAUGAAAUCCUUUUCAUCAGAACUUGGUGUUACUUUUAGUAUCCAACUGGAGGCUAAUCAUGUCAUUAAUAACUCACAGGUUUGGGUUGGCACCAUUGGGUCAGGUCCCAAGGGUCGGAAUCUCUGUGCUACCUUCCAGCACACAGAAACUUUCGAGUUUCAGGAUGAAGUGGGCGCACUUGUGUUAUCUGUGUGUCAGACUGUGAGCCAAGGAAUUUUGUGUUUCUUGCCAUCUUACAAGUUAUUAGAAAAGUUAAAAGAACGUUGGCUCUCUACUGGUUUAUGGCAUAAUCUAGAGUUGGUGAAAACAGUCAUCGUAGAACCACCGGCAGGAGAAAAAAUUGAUUUUGAUGAAUUACUACAGAUGUACUAUGAUGCAAUCAAAUACAAAGGAGAGAAAGAUGGAGCCCUCUUGGUAGCAGUUUGUCGUGGUAAAGUGAGUGAGGGUCUGGAUUUCUCAGAUGACAAUGCCCGUGCUGUCAUAACAAUAGGGAUUCCUUUUCCGAAUGUGAAAGAUCUACAGGUUGUACUAAAGCGACAGUACAAUGAUCAGCACUCCAAACUGAGAGGUCUUUUACCUGGUCGUCAAUGGUAUGAAAUUCAAGCAUAUAGGGCCUUAAACCAGGCCCUAGGCAGGUGUAUUCGACACAAAAAUGAUUGGGGAGCUCUUAUUCUUGUGGAUGAUCGCUUUAGUAGUAACCCUGCACAGUAUAUAUCUGGACUUUCUAAAUGGAUACGGCAGCAGGUUCAGUACCAUUCAACCUUUGAAAGUGCAAUGGAGUCCUUGGCUGAAUUUUCCAAAAAGCACCGGAAAGUCAUUGAUGUAUCCAAAGAGGACAGAAAGUUUAUACAGGACAGUGGGUCUACACUUGAAGUGGCCGGUUUGAAGGACAAUACCUUAACUUACUUAUCAGAAGCAGCAAGCCAUCUACCACCAGAAAAUCCUAGGGAAGGUGAAGCAAAAAUGUGUGUCCCAGAACUACACUGUCCUAAAAUAACCACAAGUCUAUCUCUACCAGGAGACAUCAUCUCCCGAAAGGACCAAGAUGAUCCUAUAUUAUUGGAAGAGUCUGCCCAGACAAUGAAAGCAGAAAGAAUUGUGAUUUCCAGAUCGACAAGCCCAACCUUCAACAAACAGACAAAGAGAGUUAAUUGGUCUAGCUUUAAUUCUUUGGGACGUUAUAUUACUGAUGAAAUUCUGACUGCAACACCUAAAUCCAGGUCACCAGAGGACUGUGCCUCUAGCGCUUCCCCUUUUGAAACAGAAAAAGGAUGCAAAACAGUCUUACCACUCACUGAUAAAUGUGAGUCCUCAUCUCUGACGGUAGACACGUCAUCAGUUGAACCAUGCCCUCAAUCAGAAAUCGUUAUUUCACCAAUAAAGAUUGAUGCUACUCUUCUUAAAGAAAAUUAUUCCAAACAGCUGUUCUAUGAAGAAACCCUGGGUCUGGACAUUGAAUUGUCUCUAGUUGGUAAGGAAGCUAAACUUUCUACUUCAAACAGAGCUUCUGACACAGAAGCAGAGGAUGAAUCUAUCUAUUUUACACCUGAACUUUAUGAUCCUGAAGAUACAAAUGAAGAAAAGAAUGAACAAGUUGAAAGUGAUAGAGAUAAUAGAUUGGCUAAUAAUUCAAAAUGCAUUUUAGCUGAAGACCUUUUUGAAAUUAGAACUGAGAAAGGAGUCCAAGAAAUAAAAGCUGAGGAUUGCACAAAGUUGAAUAGACUCAUGAAUAAAAGUAAAAUUGAUGACAAUGGUAGUAAUAUAAAAACAACUCAUAUAAAUGAAUUAGACCUGGGAAAAACUCGUGAAACAGAUACAAAAGAAUAUUAAACAGUCUCCUUCCAACAAAUAAAGGUGUAUUCCCUGGUGUUAGGUAAUAAUACUUAACUGUCACACACUAAAAAUGUGUUGUCAUGCUUGUAUUAAACUCUCUUAUAAAUGACAAUUUCUACACUG